This is a messenger RNA of Nilaparvata lugens (brown planthopper), 3589 nucleotides long. Its product is annotated as dnaJ homolog subfamily C member 8. The record is from RefSeq and is a predicted model, not a curated record. Gene Ontology annotation, cellular component: nucleus. NCBI's taxonomy places the organism in Eukaryota, Metazoa, Arthropoda, Insecta, Hemiptera, Delphacidae.
AAGAUGGCGCAGUCACAUGAAGUGUCUAGUAUUCGAGACAUGGAAAGGUUGGAUAGGCGUUUCAUUGCUAUAGUUUUUAUUCUGUGAUUAAACGUUGAAUCGAAAGAUUUUCUCUGCUUCAAUGUUUUGAUUUUUCAUUUUCAUUAUGGCAUCAUUUAGCUCAAACAUACCUCCAAAUGGAAUUGUGCUUCCUGAAAAAGAAGAAGUUUUCAACGAAUAUUAUUCUGAGGUAAAAGAAAUUGAAAAGCGUGACUCUGUUCUGACACCAAAACAACAGAUUGACAGACUGCUUCGACCAGGUUCAACAUAUUUCAACUUAAAUCCAUACGAAGUGCUGCAAAUUGAACCUGAUACCUCCUUAGAAGACGCAAAGAAGAAGUACAAACGACUAUCAAUUCUGGUGCAUCCUGAUAAAAAUCCUGAUGAUCCUGAGAGAGCACAGCAAGCUUUUGAAAUCAUAAGUAAAGCAUGGAAAACAUUAGAAAAUGAUGAUACAAGGAAAAAAUGCUUGGAUGUAAUAGAAGAAGCGAAAGCUCGGACAGACCAUAUGAUUUUAGAAAAACGAAAACGACAGAAGAAGGAAGGCAAAGAUGGGCAAGUAGAGGAGGACGACCCGGCGUACAAGCACGCUGUCUAUGUGAUGACCAUGAAGCUAUUCGCCGACAUGGAGAGGAGAAGGAGGGAGUUGGAUGUCAGAGAUGCCGAAGAGAGAAAACGAAAACGCGAACAAGAAAUAGAAGAGGAAGAGAAGGCUUCACUAGAAAAAGAGUGGCAGAAAAAUUUUGAGGAAUCUCGGCAAAACCGAGUCGAUAGUUGGAAAGCGUUCCAGUCGGGAUCAGGCUCGAAAAAGGUGAAAACGAAGAAAAUGAAGGGUUUCAAGCCGCCCAAACACAAGGCCGAAUCCAGAUAACCAGUGUAGACAUUGUGCUCUCUCAAUCAAAACAUUAUCGUUUGUUUCCAACCAUCAAUGAGACACUAAAAAUAGUUAUCAUUUAUGGAAACAUCUUAGUAAUUCAGUAACUGGAAUUCUAGUUGUGUGUUCAAAAAAUGUAAAUAGUUUCCUAUUUGAAUUAAUAACUUUUGUAUAAACAUUUACGAGUAUAUCUAAACAGUACUUCCAUACAUUUUUCCGACAGUCUGUGUUUGUGAAUGAUAUUUUAUCAAAUGCUAUCAACUGUAGGGUUAUCAACAUUUUUCAGAAAUUACUUCCAGACUCUUUCAGUUUAUUUAAAACGAGAAUAAUGUUUUAUUCGCGUUUUUUAAUAAAACAGAACCAUUACAAGUAAUAUUUGAAAAAUACCUUUGAUUUCUUAUAAGUGUCAUAUUAAAGGUGUCGCAUAUUUCUAUAUGCCCUCCUUUUGAGGCUCAGACUGUUCGCAAGAUGUCUUUUCGGACUGUAGCUACUGAAUCAGUUAUCCUAGUUUUUAGCUCCUCAAUAGCAAGUGCUAAGAGAUCUUUAACGUAUAUCCCCACAGGAAAAAAUCACAGGGUGUUUAGGGGACCUUGGAGGCCAGUAAUGCAUAGCCAAGUCUUGCGGUCCUGUGCACCCUAUCCAAGAACGUUGAGGCAAGUUGAGGAAAUGGCGUACAUCCAUGUGCCAGUGUGAUGGUGCUCCAUCUUGUUGAAAGAUAAAGUUGUCCGAGUCAGCAAUUAGUUGAGGAAAGAGCCAAUUUCGUAUCAUCGCCAGAUAAGAUGCACCAUUCACUGUGUUUUCCUCAAAAAGAAGGGCCCAUACACCUUAGUUUGUGAAACUGCACAAAAAACGUUCACUUUAGUCGAAUCUCGUUUAUGCUCCACUGUUUCAUGGAGUUUUCAGUUUCCUCUUAUACGAACAUUAUGACGAUUAACUUUACCGCUUACAUGAAAUGUUGACUCAUCGCUGAAUAUCAACCGCUGAAAAAAGUUAUGUCUUCUCGGAUAUCAUUACAAAAGUCGACGUGUCUGCUUCUGUCACCAGCACGAAGCGCUUGUACGAGUUGCAGUCGGUAUGGUCGUAAGGCCAAACGCCGCCUUAACACACGCCACACAGUAGUGUCAGCUACUCCAAGUUCUCGGUUUGGACUCCAUGUUGAUGUUUGCGGGCUCCGUUGGAACUUCUCCCGAAUUUGUUGCACUAUGUCUUCAAAUGUGCGUGGUCGACCGGCACUUUUCCCCUUGUACAAACACCCAGUAUCUAAAAACUGUUUAUACCACUGUUUAAUGUUCUUUGGUAGAGCGGGUUCAGCACCAUAACGAAUCCGAUAUGCUCGUUGAACGGUUAUAACUGAUUCAGUUUUGCUAAACUGAAGAACGCUGAAAGCCUUUUGUUGAGAAGAUGCCGUAUUGUAUUAGACUGACCACGCUCAAAGUCAGUGCUCGGGCCUCGGGGAGACAUCUAGUGACGCUUUUUCAAAACUUUAUGCAUUAAUAAUAAAACAAAGUCAACAAUUGAAAAUAUUGUAAGUUACACAGUAAAAUCAACUGAAUGAAGUGUUGUGGCAGACCGGGAGGAGAAAAUAAUUGGAAAACUAUGUUUACAAGUUUGUGAAACCUCUUCUUUUACCAGGCUUGUAAAAAGGUUGAUUGACAAAUUGGUAAAGUUUAACACAUCUCUCUGGUCACUAGGUUAGAAUUGCCAAUUCAAACUACAAAAUUACCCGAUGCAGGUAUGGAUUUACAAGAAACCAAAUGAACAAUACGUUCAAGUCUUAAGUCAAGAACAUUUUAUCUCAUUAAAUAAUAUUUGAAGCAGGACGUUCAUUUGUUUAUCCUGUCAAAGCGGGACAUAAUAACGUCCCCCGAGUAAAUGUGGGGACAGCGGGACACUAACCUAAAAACCGGGACUGACCCGCCGAAAGCGGGACGGAUGGUCACUUCAGCCUAGACCAAUAUUUAUUCAAUAAAUUUAUUCAAUUCUAAAUUGGGUCAUUCUUUUUGUUAUGAUAAUGUUAUGAAAUGUAAUGCUUUUUUUAGAUUCAUCAACAUUGAAUUUUAUUUUCACUCAUAAUUAUAGUAUUACAGCUAGAUGAUUCUGAAUUGUAUGUGUUCUUGGUACCUUGAAACACUCAAUACCUAUAUAAUAUAAUGAUAAUUAUGUAGGUAUUAUGUGGAGACCAAUUUUCAAUUAUUCAUUUUUUAUUAUAAUUUAUUGUAUUAUAAAAAUUUCUUUUAAAUCGUAAAUUAUCAAAGUAAUAAUAAUUAAUGUGUUAUAAUUAGUUCAUUAAGACUUACCGCUUCAUUUUUUACACCGUAGUGAGAAAUAAUGUUUAUUUUCAAGUUUCUUGGAAAAUAAAUACAUUAUGAAAAAUGAAAUAAAUUUUAUUGAAUAAAAGAUCAUUCUAAAUAAUUAUAAACUAAUGUGCUAAAACUCUUAGUUCGCCUUCAGUUAUUAUUAUAUAUAUAUGCAUAUGCACUCAUAGGCCAAUACAAAAAUUAAAAACAUUGAAAGAGUCAAUAACUUAUGUGGCCUAUGUAGCCGGAAGACAUUGCUGUGUCCGGCCUGAAAAUUUUAAUUUUUAGUUAUUAUUAAUGAAAAUAUCUCAAUCUAUAUACAGGGUGAUUCAUAAUUAUGGUAAAAUAUUUUAAUACGUGAUAGUAGAGUUAAAAAUGA